AACCGCCCCUGCCCGCCGGACCCAGCGAAGCUAGGGGAACAAAUCCCAAAAACAGUUCGGGCCUUUCCCGUGCGCUCACCCCUACACACGCGCCUGCUCGCCACCCGGGAGCCGCGUCCCGUUGCCAGGCAACGAGAGCGCGCGCCUCGGGAGCCCGUGUAGGCGCCGCAAAGCGGGAGGGGCGCGCGGAUAGUUCUUAAAGGCAGCGUGUCCAGAGUUUGUUCCUUCGGAUGUGUUCAGAGUUUCUUCCUUCUGGUGGGUUCCUGGUCUCGCUGGCCUCAGAAGUGAAGCUGCAGACCUUUGCGGCUGCCAGGAUGGAAACUAACUACCUGAAGAGGUGCUUUGGAAAUUGCCUGGCCCAGGCACUGGCAGAGGUGGCGAAGGUUCGGCCCAGUGACCCAAUAGAAUACCUGGCUCACUGGCUUUAUCAUUACGGGAAAACAGCGAAAGCAAAAGAAGAGAAUAGGGAAAAGAAGAUCCAGCUGCAGGAGGAAUAUGACAGUAGCCUCAAGGAAAUGGAAAUGACAGAAAUGCUGAAACAGGAAGAGUAUCAGAUUCAACAGAACUGUGAAAAGUGUCACAAGGAACUGACUUCUGAAACUGUUUCCACGAAGAAGACCAUAUUCAUGCAGGAGGACACAAACCCCCUUGAGAAGGAGGCCUUGAAGCAGGAAUUCCUGCCAGGUACUUCCAGUCUGAUUCCAGGAAUGCCUCAACAGGUUCCUCCUUCAGAGUCUGCUGGCCAGAUUGACCAGAACUUCAAAAUGCCACAAGAAAUAAAUUACAAGGAGGCUUUUCAGCAUGAAGUUGCGCAUGAAAUGCCUCCUGGCUCCAAAUCUCCUUUUUAGGUUACAGAAGGUAGAUGCUUCUGAUUUACUUCUCUCAAAGCUAGAGGCCAAGAAAAUGGCCAGCUAGAACCAAGAUUUAAGGGGCUGUAAAAGGAGAGUUCAGGGACUCUCCAGCCUACUCCUUUUCUGAAAAACCCUUAAUCAUGUGAACAUUUGAACUAGUUAUAGGAUAAAAUAAACUCAGAAUAAGGAUUUAAAAUAAGUAACCAAGUGGCUGUGACUUUUUCCUCUUGUUUUCUCAAUGUUUUGGAGACUACACAAUGAAAACACAUCUGUUGGGGUGAUCAGACCCAACACCCGGUCAUGGGGGCUACAAAGUCCAGCCGAGUCAAAGGAAUGAGAAAAGACAAGUCAAGAGAGAAAGUGGGACCAGGGGGCCAAUGCUAGUAUGGAGGCUGUGAAGGCCCCGAGCUCUGGAAGCCCACACUAUUUAUUGGUGAUCAAACAAAGAAACAGGUGGUAAGGAUGUGGGGGUUGAAAGAAAGUGGUGUAUCAAGCAAAUGAACUACAGCUGUGAGGGUUUAGCAUUUUCUUUGAAACAUAUGGCUACUUGAGAUAAUGGGAGUGCUAGAAGCAAGGAGCCAGCAAGUCUGGACACAUUACAAAGGCCACAAGGGGUUUUAUCCUGGACCCCGGACAUGUUCCAAGCCCUGCCUCAACUUUUCUCCCAACACUAAGCUUUCCUCCCAACACACAUCCAUCUUGUGUGUUCAUGUCUUAACUUUUGCUUCACUUCACAGUCAGGCCUCUCUGAGUAUUUUUUACACAUAUCCUGGAGUCUACCUAUGUCACUGAUAGCAGAUAUUUUUCUUCAACAUAUAUUAUCAAUGUUUUAAUACUUUUUUUCAAUUUUAGUAACUGGUAAAAUACAUGUAAGAUGUACCAUCUUAACCAUUUUUAAGUGUACAGAUCAGUUGUAUUAAGUAGAUUCAUAUUCUUGUGCAACCAUCAUCACCAUCCAGCUGCAAAACUCUUUCAUCUUGCAAAACUGAAACUCUACACCCAUUAAAAAAUAACUCGCCAUUUCUCCCUCUCCCCAGCCCCUGGCAACCACCAUUCUUUCUGUCUCUGUGAUUUAGAUUACUCUGUGAGUAUGUUGUAUAAAUAGACUCAUACAAUGUUUGUCUUUUUUGUGACUGGCUUAUUUCAUUUAGCAUAAUGUCCUCCAGGUUCAUUCAUGUUGUAGCAUGUAUCAGAAUUUCCUUCCUUUUUAAGGUGGAAUAAUAUUCCGUUGUAUGUUU
This is a messenger RNA of Gorilla gorilla gorilla (western lowland gorilla), 2089 nucleotides long. RefSeq names its product DPY30 domain containing 2 (gene DYDC2). Gene Ontology annotation, cellular component: Set1C/COMPASS complex. The transcript has 5 exons. The record is from RefSeq and is a predicted model, not a curated record. The coding region runs from base 231 to 848 and encodes 205 amino acids. NCBI's taxonomy places the organism in Eukaryota, Metazoa, Chordata, Mammalia, Primates, Hominidae.